CGUUAGGAUACAGAGUACUGGACCGAGGACCGGCAUAUUGAGAGGCAUCGCGUCGAGCUACUGCCGGGUGGAGAUACCGCACGCAAUGUCCAGCAUGCCGGGCAAGCAGAGCCGUCGAAGGUCGUCCCGUCGUCAGAGCCAGACCCGCUCUCGCACAGCCAGAGCCGAGCUGGCGUUCUCGGUGAGCCACAUGGAGCGCCUUCUGCGGGAGGGCCACUACACCCAGCGGCUGAGCUCCUCUGCCCCAGUUUUCCUAGCUGCCAUCGUCCAGUACCUGACGGCCAAGGUCCUGGAGCUGGCGGGCAACGAGGCCCAGAAGAGCGGCAGGAGGCGCAUCACCCCGGAGCUGGUGGACAUGGCUGUCCACAACAACCCGCUGCUCAGCGGCUUCUUUGGGACCACUACCAUCUCCCAGGUUGCCCCAGCGCAGGAGUAGCUGCUGACAGCUGGCUGCCGGACCUCAGCCGUCCUUCCCUCCACCCGUCGGCCCGCCCGCCUGGAGCCAAACUCGCCCCUCUCUCUGGCCGGCCAGGGCAACCCCGCCUGCCCAGGGCCUUCAGAAAGUUCUGUCAAUAAAGUGUUUAAGGAAA
Microcebus murinus (gray mouse lemur) is the source of this 590-nucleotide messenger RNA. RefSeq names its product H2A.B variant histone 1 (gene H2AB1). The record is from RefSeq and is a predicted model, not a curated record. NCBI's taxonomy places the organism in Eukaryota, Metazoa, Chordata, Mammalia, Primates, Cheirogaleidae. Gene Ontology annotation, molecular function: protein heterodimerization activity; DNA binding; structural constituent of chromatin. Gene Ontology annotation, cellular component: nucleosome.